CUGACAGAGCGCACACCGCGAUCUGGCGGCCACCACCAACCUGUACUUUUGCAGCUCGCCAUUGUCGCCCUUUGACUAUUCUGUUCUAUUAACCUCCAUUUUCCUGAAUAAGCAACCUGAUUCCUGAGUGAGAAAGAUUCGAAUCGGCGUAUGAUCAUGGCGCUCUCCAGGCUUCGUCAUGCCGCGAUUUUCCGAGCUCCUUCCCUCUUCAGAGCUCGCCUUCUCUCCCCUUCCUCCACCCUACGAUCUCUCUCUAGCAGUUCUGAGGUGCUAAAUCAUAUUCCUGAAGUCACUUCAUUAAGGCCUAUACAGUUUCCUAUGUUCAAUGGAGUUCAUCAUAAUUCUUCCAAGUUACCAAGUGGUGUCAGAUAUUUUUCAUCGGCAGAGAGUGCUUCCCAUACUGUUUUAGCAAUGCCAGCUCUGUCGCCUACAAUGAGUCAAGGGAAUAUUGCCAGAUGGAGGAAGAAAGAAGGGGAUAAGAUAGAAGUGGGGGAUGUGUUGUGUGAGAUAGAGACUGACAAAGCUACACUUGAGUUUGAAAGUCUUGAAGAAGGUUUUCUGGCAAAGAUACUAGUGCCUGAAGGAUCAAAGGAUGUGCCUGUUGGACAGCCUAUAUGCAUUACGGUUGAAGAAGCAGAUGAUAUACAGAAAGUCCCUUCUACCUUUAAUGGUGAUUCAGAAGUUGGAGAUACAGCUGGGCAACAAAAUGCUGCACAGGGAGAUGCAGUUCCUGAAGCAAGUCCUGUGAACAUUGACACAUCGGACCUUCCUCCACAUAUUGUUCUUGGAAUGCCAGCAUUAUCCCCAACCAUGAAUCAAGGUAACCUUGCUAAAUGGAGGAAGCAGGAAGGGGAUAAGAUUGAGGUUGGUGAUGUUCUUUGUGAGAUAGAAACUGACAAAGCAACCCUUGAAUUUGAAAGCCUUGAAGAAGGAUUCUUGGCCAAGAUACUGGCUCCUGAAGGCUCAAAAGAUGUUUCUGUUGGACAGCCUAUUGCAAUAACGGUUGAGGAUGCAGAUCACAUUGAAGCUGUGAAGGCAUCAUCUAUCGGUAGCAAUAAGGUGGUGAAAGAAGAAAAGCCUAUCCUCCAGGACUCUACAAAAGACGAUAGACCAGAGAAAACAGGCUUCAAGAGAAUUAGUCCAGCUGCAAAGUUGUUAAUUUCAGAACACAGGUUAGAUGCGUCAUCAAUUCCAGCUUCUGGUCCUCAUGGGACUCUAUCAAAAGGAGAUGUUUUAGCAGCAAUAAAGUCCGGAAUAGGAUCAUCCAAGAUCUCCUCAGGCAAAGCGGCAAUGCCUUCAUCACCUCAGACUCACCCCCAAACUGCUUCAUCAGAAUCAGUUGGGUUAAAGUCUGAUUUAAAGCAACCAGAUUCUUAUGAAGAUUUUCCCAACAGUCAGAUUCGCAAGGUGAUAGCAUCUAGGCUGUUGGAAUCAAAGCAAUCUACACCUCAUUUAUAUUUAUCCACAGAUGUUAUGCUGGAUUCUCUUCUUUCCUUCAGAAAGGAACUUAAAGAAAAGUACGAUGCUAAAGUCUCAGUGAAUGACAUUGUCAUUAAAGUUGUUGCCAUUGCGCUAAAAAAUGUUCCAGAAGCAAAUGCAUACUGGGAUGCUGGAAAAGGUGAAGUGGUGUUGUGUGAUUCUGUUGACAUAUCAAUUGCAGUUGCUACUGAAAAGGGAUUGAUGACUCCCAUUAUUAGGAACGCGGAUCAGAAAUCAAUAUCUGCAAUUUCCUUAGAGGUUAAGGAACUUGCUGAAAAAGCACGAACUGGAAAGCUUAAACCCAAUGAAUUCCAAGGCGGGACUUUUAGCAUUUCAAACUUGGGGAUGUUCCCAGUGGACCGUUUUUGCGCAAUCAUUAACCCCCCUCAGGCUGGCAUACUUGCCGUUGGUAGAGGGAAUAAAGUUGUUGAGCCAGUUGUUGGUCCCGAUGGAAUUGAAAUGCCCGCUGUUGUUACAAAAAUGAAUCUGACCCUAUCUGCUGAUCAUCGCGUGUUUGAUGGGAAGGUUGGAGGCGCUUUCCUUGCAGCUCUGAAUUCAAACUUCACUGACAUUCAACGGCUUCUGCUAUAAUAGCGUAUAGUUCAAUUUUGUUCUCUCGGGUUCAUGCUCAAAACAAGUUUUACUUCCCCUGAAUGUUCUGCAUUUUGCUUUAGUCGUUCCAUUAAUUUUGCUUCAUUCAUAAGGUCCAAAUUCAAGGGGCCGCCUUCUGAUUUUGAGAGAGGUUUUCCCAUUUCAGAAGAUCACGCAGCAGACUAGGUUUCUUCUCUGCAAAGAUGGAAAUGAGAAAAUUGAAUUAAUAAAUAGCUCCUGAUUACUCCCAACGAUCACAUUCUGGGUUUUUUUUUUUUUUGGGGUGUUGAAAGUGCCAUUACAUUCUCACUUUACCAGCUAUAUAUAUAUAUAUAUGAAGUUGAAAUGCACUUCUAGCUGGAAAAUAACACCUUUACCGAUAGGGUAAAUUUAGUUGAGGUGAAUAAUGUGGACGGUUUGGAAUGCAUACUUCAAUGUAACAUAAAGCUUUUUUGCUGUUGUUCCGUCUUAGGUAAACUGAAUGUCCCCUAUUCAUUUUCA
Molecule: messenger RNA, 2571 nt
Organism: Ipomoea triloba (trilobed morning glory)
Lineage: Eukaryota; Viridiplantae; Streptophyta; Magnoliopsida; Solanales; Convolvulaceae
Product: dihydrolipoyllysine-residue acetyltransferase component 1 of pyruvate dehydrogenase complex, mitochondrial
Exons: 23
Coding region: 151-2070 (639 amino acids)
Biological process (GO): pyruvate decarboxylation to acetyl-CoA
Cellular component (GO): pyruvate dehydrogenase complex; mitochondrion
Molecular function (GO): acyltransferase activity
Source: RefSeq, a predicted model, not a curated record